Molecule: messenger RNA, 3559 nt
Organism: Chaetomium strumarium
Lineage: Eukaryota; Fungi; Ascomycota; Sordariomycetes; Sordariales; Chaetomiaceae
Product: p115 like vesicle tethering protein
Exons: 2
Coding region: 248-3262 (1004 amino acids)
Biological process (GO): transcytosis; endoplasmic reticulum to Golgi vesicle-mediated transport; vesicle fusion with Golgi apparatus
Cellular component (GO): cytoplasm; ER to Golgi transport vesicle membrane; Golgi stack
Molecular function (GO): protein binding
Source: RefSeq, a predicted model, not a curated record
CAUGGGCCUGUGACACGGAUCAUUACGGAUACAGUGGUUUCCAUUCCAUACACUUUCCAGGUUGUCCACUCGCGCCAGCAGCGGAACCAAGUCUGCGCCAGGCCCAGACAGGUCCAAGAAACGACGUCCGACGAAGACGCUCCGUCGGGUACUUCCGUUCGCACAGCAGAAGCCGAUGCUCCUCCAUGGCAGGUAACCGCCCGCGGCUUCGCCCUCGCCCUCGCCGACCCCGACCGCAACCGACGCCAUGUCCAUGUUCUCGACUAUCACGACGGCGCCGGCCAAGCAGUCAGUGAGCGAGACCAUCCCGGUGCUCAGCAACCGCCUGGCCACGGCAACGCUCCUCGAGGACCGCCGCGCCGCGAUCCUGGGCUUGCGCAGCUUCGCCAAGCAGUAUCCAGCCUCGGUCGCGUCGGGCGCCCUGCGUAGCUUGAUCGGCAGCCUCAGCCGCGACGGCGAGGAUGUCGACACGGUCAAGGUAGCGCUGGAGACGCUGCUGAUGCUGUUCAGCCCGGACCCGGACAGCCCCGAGGCUUCGGAGGAGAUUGCCCUGUGGGUGGCUGACGAGUUCACGCAGCGCCAUGAGAACAUUGCUCUGUUGCUGGGAUUUUUGGGGCCCGACCGGCCCGACUUCUACUCCCGCCUCUACUCGCUACAGCUGCUGUCGGCCAUCUUGUCUGCGCGGACGGAGAGGACCGAGGAAUGCAUCGUCAACACGAACGACGGCAUUCCCCGGCUUGUGGCCGUCCUCGAGGACCCGAGGGAGGCCAUCCGUGAUGAGGCCGUCGGUCUGCUCACUGACCUCACCCCGACGUCCAACGUCAUCCAGAACCUGGUCACGCUCGAGAAGGGCUUUGCGCCAAUCUUCGAGAUCCUCUCCAAGGAAGGCGGUCUGGCAGGCGGUGCGAGGGUUGUAGAGGACUGUCUGAUAUUGCUGGCCAACCUGCUCCGGCUCAACCCCCUGAACCAGACCAUGUUCAGAGACAUGGGGUUCGUUGCGGAGACCAGCCGGCUUCUGAGGGACGCGUACAAGGAGAGCAAGGACGGACAGGAGGUUGCGGAAUGGGUAGAGGUACAACGCAACAGGAAUGUGUACGCCAUGCUCGCCGUCCUACGGCUGUUCCUUGUGCCGGGGGCGGCAGGAACCGCCCUGAACCAGGAGGCCUUCCUGGGCGACUUGCUAUCCGCCGGGCGUGGCCGUGGACGUGGGCCGCCGGUCCUAGAGAACACGUUGCAGAUUGCCUUCUCCCAUGUCGCCGAACUGCCGAUCAAAUCCGAAGCGCUUCUAGCCUGCGCAGACAUGAUCAGAGGAAACGACAAGGUACAGGCGCUGUUUGCUGGUCUGCAAGUACCGUCGCCGCUCGCGGACCCGGUCGCCAACGGACAUGGUGUUCAGAAGAACGGCGUUCCGAGGGUUUAUGUCAUUGACGGACUGUUGGAUCUCAUCCUGGCGGUGAGCUCGUUGCCGGCUUUUGACCUGCGGAUGGCUGCCUGUGCCUGUCUCAAAGCAUACUUCUACAGGCACGCCGAGAUUCGAAUGCACUUCCUGGACCACGCGGUCCGGACGCACAGGGCGCAUGCUGAUGACCUUACCAAUGUCCUCACCAUCCUCCUCCGACCGGCGCCGGAGAUGGUCACGGCAGAUCCCUACCGGUACUGGUUCGCUGCGGUGCUCAUGCUCCAUCUCGUGCACGACAACCCCGAAACAAAAGCGUUGGCCAUGAGUGUCACGGAAGGCGACGAGGCCAGCGGUGAAGAAGUGGUCACCAGUAUCCAGACCAUGACAGCGCACCUCUUGAGCAGCGUUGCCAAGUCGGACGACCCGCGCAUCAGCAUCGCCUACCUGAUGCUGCUGCUGUGCUGGUUAUUCGAGGAUCUCGAGGGGGUGAACGACUUCCUGGGCGAGUUUACCAACCUUCAGGGGCUGAUCCAGGCGGCAAUCGAGAAUCCCAACGGGGAUAUCAUGGUGCAGGGACUAAGCGCGAUGCUGGCGGGUGUUGUGUACGAGUUCUCCACCAAGGACUCGCCGGUCCCACGGGCGAAGGUCCGGGAGAUGAUCAUGUCACGCAUGGGCCGUGAUCGCUAUGUCGAAAAGCUGUCGAGACUGCGGUCACACCCGUUGAUGAGGGACCACGAGGUCAUCCCCCAGAAAUUGGAGCCGAGCCUGGACCAAAGACUCCCGGACGUCUACUUCGACGACACGUUCGUCGAGUUCUUCAAAGACAACUACAGCCGCAUCCUGCGCGCCAUCGACCGCGACCCAGACUCCGAAACGUCCGUCAUCACCAACGGCGUCCAAAAGGGCGUCUCCCGGCAGCUGGUCGAUUCGCUGCGCGCCGAAGUAGCCGAGACAUGCCAAGCGCUGCAAGAAGCUCAAGCCCAAACCGCCUCGCUCGCAGAACAGCUAACCGCAGAACAAGCUGCGCACCGGCGGACCAAGGACGUCCUCUCCGCCGACGUCGCGCGGGCGAACGAGGCAACCAACGCCCUCCGCGCGCAGCUCGCCAGCAAGGACAGCGCCAUCCAGGCCGCCGAGGCGAACACGCUGAACCUCACCCGCCAGCUCACGCACGAACAGCAGGAGCACCACCGCUCCAAGGCCGAGCUGGCCCGCCUGAAGACGGUCAACGACGCGCUGCAGCGUGCCCACGCGCAGGAGCUCGCCUCGGUGCAGCGCAGUCACGCCCAGGAAGUCGGCGCGCAGCAGGGCAAGCUCCGGGCGCGCGAGGAGGAGCUGCAGCGGCAGAUCGAGGCCGUGCAGAAGAGCGCCGAGCAGGACGCGGAGCGCGUGCGCAGGCGGUCGGAGGCCGAGAAGGCCGAUCUCAAGGCGACCAUCAGCAGGCUGGAGGUGGACCUGAUGAAGGCGGACAAGGCCCGCGGCGCGGCAGAGGCGAAGAUAGGGCAGCUAGAGGCGGAGGUCAAAGCGAAGGACGAGAGGGUGGAGGAGGUGGAGAGGCGAGUAAGGGCGAAGGAGGAGGAGGUGAAGAAGGCGGAGGAGAGGGCUCGGAAGGCGGAGGAGGAUUUGAGAGGGUGCAGGGAGAGGAUGGAGCGGGAGGCGAAGGAGGCGAGGGCAAGGAUGGAUCAGAAGGAGGAAGAACGCAAGAAUGCGCAGAGCGAGCUGGAUGAUAUGUUGAUGGUCUUUGGGGAUCUGGAGGAGAAAGUGACCAAGUAUAAGGAACGGCUCAAGGCGUUAGGCGAGGAGGUGUCUGAUGGAGAAGAGGAGGGCGACGAGGGCCAGGAUGAAGAAGGGCAGGAGGACUAGGCAGAAGCCUACAAGGGGGGGUUUUGACCUUGUGUGUAAAAGAUGUCCAGCUCUAUGGCAAGGACCUCUCCUCGCACAUCGAUCUGGGUUUCAGAAUCAGGCAUCAGACACAGGUUACGGCAUGCAAACCAGGCGGGCGUGUCAACGAGGUCUACGGCCUCCUAGACAGAUGCAUCACACAUCAGGACUUGCGUGUCCGGUGCUGCAUACCUAUUCAGGCACCCGGUAUGUAUUGUACUACAGUAUAUAUACCACAUAAAGUGACGCAACAAAAGCCGCCGAAGUCUCCCCGCACAU